This is a messenger RNA of Chelonoidis abingdonii (Abingdon island giant tortoise), 4118 nucleotides long. RefSeq names its product mutS homolog 2 (gene MSH2). Gene Ontology annotation, cellular component: MutSalpha complex; nucleus. Lineage: Eukaryota; Metazoa; Chordata; Testudines; Testudinidae. Gene Ontology annotation, biological process: somatic recombination of immunoglobulin genes involved in immune response; mismatch repair; mitotic recombination. Gene Ontology annotation, molecular function: ATP-dependent DNA damage sensor activity; mismatched DNA binding; ATP binding. The record is from RefSeq and is a predicted model, not a curated record.
CAACAAUCAGCAAAAGCUCCACCCGCACUGGGAUAGGGGCGGGGAUAGAACGUGGCGCGCGGGUGACGCACUUGCCGGCCGCGCGGUGAUUGGCGGAGCCGUGCGCUGACUGGCGGUGGCGCUGGCGCUGGCGGGAGAUUGCAGCAUGGCGUCGGUGGCGCCGGGGUCUGCAGCGGAGUCGGUGUGGCCGGAGGGCUCGGGCGCCGAGGGUGGUUUCGUGCGCGCGGUGCUGGCGCUGCCCGACAAGCCCGAUACCACCGUGCGCUUCUUCGAGCGCGGCGAGCACUAUACGGUGCAUGGCGGGGACGCGCUGCUGGCCGCCCGCGAGGUCUUCCGCACCCGCGGCGUCAUCCGGCUGCUGGCGGGGGGCCCAGGCAAUCAGAAACUCGAGAGUGUUGUGCUUAGUAAAAUGAACUUUGAAUCUUUUCUGAGAGAUCUACUUCUGGUUCGUCAGUACAGAGUUGAAAUUUACAAGAACAAAGCAGGCAGUAAAUCUACCAAGGAGAAUGACUGGUAUUUGGCAUACAAGGGUUCUCCAGGUAACCUUGCCCAGUUUGAGGAAAUUCUGUUUGGCAAUAAUGACAUGUCGACUGCCAUUGGUGUUGUGGGUGUUAAGCUAUAUACUGCUGACGGACAAAGAGUAGUUGGAGUGGGGUAUGUUGACACUACACUCAGGAAGCUGGGUGUCUGUGAGUUUCCAGAUAAUGAUCAGUUCUCAAACCUUGAAGCUCUGCUGGUUCAAAUUGGACCUAAGGAAUGCGUGCUACCAGGAGGAGAGACUGCUGGGGAUAUGGGAAAACUACGACACAUCAUUCAAAGAGGAGGAAUCAUGAUUACAGACCGAAAAAAGGCUGAAUUCACAACAAAAGAUAUUGUCCAGGAUCUCAACCGCUUACUAAAAUCAAAAAAGGAAGAGCAAGUGACUAGUGCAACGUUACCAGAGAUAGAAAAACAGGUUGCUGUUUCAUCCUUGUCAGCCGUUAUCAAGUAUUUAGAGCUCUUGUCGGAUGAAUCUAACUUCGGACAAUUUGAAUUGACUAGCUUUGACCUCAGUCAAUAUAUGAUACUGGAUAAUGCAGCUGUUCGAGCCCUUAACCUUUUCCAGAGUUCUGGUGAAAAUGCCAACAGUACACAAUCAUUGGUUGGGUUAUUAAAUAAGUGCAAAACUCCUCAAGGACAAAGACUGGUUAAUCAGUGGAUCAAACAGCCACUUACGGACAAGAACAGAAUAGAAGAAAGGUUAAAUUUGGUUGAGGCCUUUGUGGUAGACACAGAGCUACGGCAGUGCCUUCAAGAAGAGCUUCUACGUCGUUUUCCAGAUCUCAACCGGCUAGCCAAGAAAUUUCAAAGACAAGUAGCAACCCUGCAGGACAGUUACCGAAUGUAUCAAGCUAUUAACCAACUGCCUAAUGUUGUACAGGCACUGGAAAAACAUGAAGGAGCGCAUCAGAUGUUAUUGCUAGCAGUAUUUGUAAUGCCUCUUAAUGAUCUCAACUCUGACUUCUCCAAGUUUCAGGAAAUGAUAGAAACAACUUUAGACAUGAACAAGGUGGAAAAUCAUGAAUUCCUUGUGAAGGCUUCUUUUGAUCCUAAUCUGACCGAGCUGAGAGAGAAGAUGAACAAACUAGAGGAGAGCAUGCAGUCUCUUCUAAAGACUGCAGCCAGAGAACUAGGCUUGGAAGCUGGCAAGAACAUCAAAUUGGACUCCAAUUCACAGUUAGGACAUUACUUCCGAAUUACCUGCCGGGAAGAAAAAGUCCUGCGGAACAAUGCAAAAUAUAAGAUCUUAGAUACCCAGAAGAAUGGUGUGAAAUUCACAAAUAGUAAAUUGAGCUCCUUUAAUGAAGACUACGUAAGAAGCAGAGAAGAGUAUGAAGAGGCUCAGGAAGCCAUUGUUAAAGAAAUCAUUAAUAUUGCUUCAGGAUAUGUAGAGCCAAUACAGACAAUGAAUGAUGUGAUAGCUCAGUUAGAUGCUGUUGUCAGUUUUGCUCAUGUAUCAAAUGGAGCACCUGUGCCGUAUGUACGUCCGGUCAUUCUGGAAAAGGGACAAGGAAGAAUUGUGCUGAAAGGUUCCAGACACCCUUGCAUUGAAGUUCAAGAUGACAUAGCAUUCAUCCCCAAUGAUGUUAACUUUGAGAAGGGCAAGCAGAUGUUCCAUAUUAUUACUGGUCCUAACAUGGGAGGGAAAUCAACAUACAUUCGCCAGGCUGGAGUGAUAGUUCUAAUGGCCCAAAUUGGGUGCUUUGUACCAUGUGACUCAGCAGAAGUGACUAUUGUGGAUUGUAUUCUGGCUCGGGUAGGAGCAGGAGACAGUCAGUUGAAAGGUGUCUCGACUUUCAUGGCAGAAAUGUUAGAAACUGCUUCAAUUCUUCGGACAGCAUCUGAAAACUCUUUAAUAAUCAUUGAUGAGUUGGGAAGAGGAACUUCAACAUAUGAUGGAUUUGGGUUGGCAUGGGCUAUUUCAGAAUAUAUUGCCUGCAAAAUUUGUGCCUUCUGUAUGUUUGCUACGCAUUUUCAUGAACUGACAGCACUUGCUAACCAAGUGCCAACUGUGAAUAAUUUACAUGUCACUGCAUUAACCACUGAUGAGAUGCUGACUAUGCUUUACCGUGUCAAGAAAGGUGUCUGUGAUCAGAGUUUUGGAAUACAUGUAGCAGAGCUUGCCGCUUUUCCAAAGCAUGUAAUAGAGAGUGCAAAAGAGAAGGCUCUGGAGCUAGAGGAGUUCCAAACUAUUGGAAAACCUGAGGAAUCUGAAGGAGAGCCAGCAGCUAAGAGACGCUACAGAGAAAAAGAGGAAGGUGAAAAAAUAAUUCAGGAUUUCCUUUGCAAAGUGAAAGCAUUGCCCUUGAGAGACAUGUCAGAGGAAGACAUCAGAACCAAACUGAAACAACUGAAAGCUGAAGUGCUGGCAAAGAAUAACGGUUUUGUGAAUGACAUUGUUUCCCGAACAAAAGUUACUCCAUGAAAAAAGCUAAAAUGACACUGCUUGAUAUUGUUUUAAGUCACAAGAACUAUUGUUUUCUUGUCUUGUAGGUUUUAUGCUUUGUGGUGAUUUGUACUCAUUACUGAAGCAACACUUUCUCCUGACUUGUAAUUACUUUUUUAAAUGAGUACCUAUUGUACCUGCGUAAUAGUUUAGUUACUGCUAUUUUCAAUAAAAUUGUUUCUCUAUCAGGGAAGUGUGAAUAAAAGAGAACCAUAGUUUUUCCAGAAAGUCAAACCAUAUAUAACUUUUACCAUGCUGUGUUAGUUAUGAAAACUGUCAGUCCUAGCACAAAAUCUACAGCUGCCCUCUACUGCAGUUGUUUUUGAUUGUCAUCACUGAUGCUGCACUCGCUGGUCCAAAGGAGUACCCGGGAUAAUUUUAGUUUUAACAAGGCUGGAUUAGUGAUGUCUUUUAGAAAAACAUUUGAUAAGGAAUCGUAGCUAAUGAUUAGAAAUUUAACUGGUUCUGAUUAUACUCUCUUUAAGUGCAAAGGAUUGUUUACACUUGCUUGAGCCAGACACAGUACAGGCUAGUGCACUUUCCUUUCCAGUGCUAGCCCUUCAUUGUACAGAGACUGCCAGUUGUGUGGUGGGUUGUAAUCUGAACAAACAGAAAUUAGGAUGAUGCCACCAAUUAACUUUCUUUUGUGAGUUAAAUAAGAUUCACGUAGCCGAACUCUCCAGAAGGGAGAAAGCUAAUUCAUUUUACCUGAUCUACUUAACAUGCUUCUGGGGGGGAGGAGAGGACCUGUCUUAUAUAUGCAAUGAUUUGAAUUGAAAGAGGACACAACUGUCCUGUGCAUGUGCUAUUACUGUGUCUCGCAUACUGUGUACCAGCUAGUGUGUGUCAAUUCAGCGUGCAGUCAUCUCCCUCUAUUGUCAAGCCCUGAAGCACAUGAAGGUACAAGUUUGCCUGCAGCAUUUGCCUGUUAGCUAUAUAUGUUGCUUUAUAUCUGAAACUGGCAGUAUGAAAAGCUUUAUAAAAAAAAGUGGUGUGUCUGGCUGUGGGAUUAUAAGAACAUACAUAUGCUGAAGAUGACAGACAUGACUUGGUAUAUGCUCUAGCAGAGAUUAAACCAGAAUGUGUGUUAAGAAUGUUGAUAGCACUGUGCUGUUGAAAAACUAAUUGUGUG